Molecule: messenger RNA, 3628 nt
Organism: Dreissena polymorpha
Lineage: Eukaryota; Metazoa; Mollusca; Bivalvia; Myida; Dreissenidae
Product: PHD finger protein 14-like
Exons: 25
Coding region: 174-3059 (961 amino acids)
Biological process (GO): regulation of transcription by RNA polymerase II
Source: RefSeq, a predicted model, not a curated record
CUCAAUUAUAGCUAUAGUGAAGAAACUAUUUCUUCAAAUAAUGUGAAACUUUUCAAAACCCGACUGAACAAGGAAAAUUGGAAUGCUUAAAAACCAUCAUGUUAUGAGCACAAUGAAAUUAAUUAGUUAUACAGUGUAUAUAAAUUGUGAGAAACCUACAAGAAGACAUUCAAAUGAUGGGCCAAGAUAGCUUAAACGCUAAAAUUAUGGCCCUACGAUCCAGGCUUCCAGGGACCAGGGAUCCAGGGAAGAGGCGCGUAAAGCCAGUAUCAAGACACUUGAUGCAAGUGAAUCUUGGUGGUGAUGACUCUGAUAAUGACAGUGAUUAUCAAGUGAAUAAUUCAGAUAUGAGUGAAGAUCAGGAAGAUGACAAAGAUUCGUCAAAACAUGAUUCAAAUAAUGACGGUUCGGAUGGUGGUAAAGAGGAAGACAAAGUGAGUGAAUCCAGCAAUGAUGAUACAGAUGAAGAGGAAGGGGAAGAAUCAUCUGAUGAUGAUGAUGAUGGUGAUGACAGUGAUGAUGAAGCCAGUGAUGAAAAUUUUGGAAAACCCAAAAGAAAUUACUUUGAUUGCAUAAACAGUGAUGACGAUGAUGAUGAUGAAGACUAUGUUCCAAAGAAAAAGCAAAAGCAAAGUUCUAAGGGAAUACAGAAACAUGCUGAGAAAAUGCGCAUAAGAUCCCCAGAGGUUAAAAAGGUUCUCAAUGAAACAAAUGCUGAAGAUUCAUCCAGUUCUCGACCAAUGAAAGUGCUCAUCUGCUGUAUCUGUCUGGGAGACAUCAGUGAGGCAGAUGAUGAAAUCGUGGAGUGUGACAACUGCGGGGUUGCUGUACAUGAGGGUUGCUAUGGUAUCAGUGACAGCCAAUCAACAGCCAGCACGGACUCAUCUGCCAGCACAGAGCCCUGGUUCUGUGAUGCCUGCAAGGCUGGAGUGAAACCAGACUGUGAACUGUGUCCUAAUGAGGGUGGAAUAUUCAAAGAAACUGAUGCUGGAAAAUGGGUCCACCUAGUGUGUGCCCUUUACACCCCAGGGGUAGCAUUUGGAGACGUGGACAAACUGUCACCUGUCACCCUGUUUGAAAUGCCAUACUCCAAGUGGGGACUUAGAGAGUGUUCAUUGUGUGAGGACUCCAGGUUCUCUAGAACUGGAGUGUGCAUCAGCUGUGACGCUGGCAUGUGCCGGAGCUUCUUUCAUGUCACAUGUGCACAGAGGAAUGGUUUAUUGUCAGAAGCGUCCCCUGAUGAGGACAUUGCGGACCCAUUCUAUGCGUACUGCAAGCUGCAUGCGGACAAGAUGACGAGCCGAGCCAAGCGACGCAACUACCUGGCUAUACAGAGCCACAUGAAGCAUCAUGCUGACAAUGUGGAGAAACAAGAGGAAAAGGAAAAGGCCCGAUUCCGACGGAAGUUGAUGAGGCACAGACAGAAGUACAGCAUCUCUAAGGCUGCAAGACCUCCAUCUUGGGUUCCUCCACAAAAGCUGGUUCGAUUUCUGACGUCAAGUCCCUCAGUUGUGAAGAAAAUGUUGAGGAAGGCAGAGCUUAUGGGUCUUAUAACACAGUCCACACAUGUGGUUCACACUACAGAGAAACAACAAGAAAGGAAGAAAUCCCAUAAUGGUCCAGCCCUGUCUGCAGAAUUUGUUACUUAUUACCUUGAUCGCAAUGUACGCUUAGACAAGAUUAAGGCGGACUUGAAGGAACUUGAAAAACAGAACGAGAAGCUGCGAAAACAGGACAGCGCCCUAAGACAACAGUAUGACCAGUUGCUGAAAGGGAAAACUUCAGAGGACGCUCAUAGACUGAGAGAUGAGGGGCAAAACCUUUGGUCAUUAUUGUCGGACAUGAGCAAGAAGCCCCUGCCUCUUCCAGAAGUAUUCAAGAAAAAAAAGGAGGUAUGCAGACCUGCCACAAACAUGGAGGUGCUGAAAUCCCCUACAGCUGUUAUCAGGCAGUGUGGCAAGUGUGGCCUGUCACAUGAUCAACACCUGCUAGCCAAGUGUGACACAUGUCACCUGUCCUACCACCUGGCCUGCCUGGAGCCCCCACUGACUCGUAUGCCCAAGAAAACUAGGAUAUAUAGCUGGCAGUGCUCUGAUUGCGCCAAAUCCAGCAGUGAUGAAUGCGAGGACACUUCCACGAGGAACAUGAAUGCACCGAGACGACUAAGAGACAAGAUCAAGGAACCAGCAAAAUUUUCCCAUGCUCAACAGGAGAUGGAGUUUCUGUUUCCUUCGAGGACGAAAAAGAAAAGUAAGAGAAAGCUUCCGAAGAAAGAUGCAAAUAAAAGUUCUACAAAUAAAAGAACAGCAAAAUCCAAAAUUCAGGAUCCUGAGAAGGCUGCUGCUGAGAGCGAUGAACAGUCGGAUGACGAGUCCGUGUAUGAACCUGACAUGACAAACAGUAUGGGGGAUUCCCCUAUAGAUGGCACCACUGGGGAUUCCCCUAUUCAUCACAUGAUGGGUUAUUCCCCAGAUGAAGAAGAGCCUGGGAAUUCUCCACCCGUUGGAAGCCAGGAUGGUGAAGAACUCAGUGACGAAAGCUCGCGAGGGGUUGAGAUUCAUAUAGAAGAAGAGACCACGCCUAUAUAUAAGCAGCGAAUCAUUCAUGAUAUAUCAAGCGUAUCAAGGACGGGCAGACGAAUCAUUAGGAAGAAACAUUACGAUGAUGAGAGCGAAAUGAGUGAUGUCUCACCCACCCAGAACAGCUCUGGUGGUAAAAGAGCCAGUUCAGAGCAGGUUGUGAGUAGACGUUCAGCGUCGAAAACCCCUCCUGAGAAACAUGAGAAACAGCCUGGCAACCAAUGUGCCACCUGCUCUAAAUUUGGGGAUGGCAAGACAAUGGUCAGCUGUGACAACUGUGAGCUGUGGUACCACUUCCAGUGCCUGGAUCCCCCGGCAAAGAAGACACCCAAGCAGCGGGGAUACACCUGGUUUUGUGAGGCCUGUGACAUGGAUGAUGAUUCAGGAAAUCUAGAGAACGCUUCCACAGUGGGGAUCAAACCCAUGAUAUCCCGGUCGCUAAGUGGAGACCAUACCCACAAUGCCAUGCUGACCUUUUGAUGAUUCACAGGGGCAAAGAAUUUGUUGUAACAAAAGCACCUCAAAAUUAGACUGGCGCUGAUCUUAAUGCAUGAAUGUUUGAUAGUAGCAUUAUGAUAAAUACAUUUGUUUUCUUUCCGGCAAUUGACUAAAUGGAUGAUAAAUAAUCCACUAACUUACUGAUAGGAUGGAACUCAUCAAGAAUAAAAUGAAGUACAUGUAUCAAUAUAGAACACAAUACGGACUUGUAAUUUAUGUUUAUAGAUUAAGGUUAAUGUGGUGACCAAUGCACAGUAAAACUUUUUUGAUUUGCUAAUGUUUAUUAUUUCAUUUAUUUACAAAAUAAGCUGUUGAAAACAACAAUACAUCUUAAAAGCAGACAGUUUCAAAUACAAAAGACCAACAUUUCUUCAAUAUGCAUUAAAUCAACAAGUAACAAAAAAUUUCCAUCUGAAUUAGGGGUUCCAUUAUUGGCUGAGUAUUUAGAAUAUCACAAUUUAAGUAACCAAUUAAAGCUGGUGAGUGAAAUGUGCUUUAACAACCCCAUUGUAUAGGUAAAUAAAAUAAUAAAUUAGAUGCCAACUUUUUUU